UGUCGCCCGAACGUCGCGCAGAUAUUGCACAGACCUCGGACGAAGUGGACGUACUUUUACACAAGCGGAGAACCCCUCAGAGCGAACCAAGUGAUCGAACCAAGUAAACCGGCUCAACUUGUUCAGCGGACAUCCAGACAAACCGAGUGCUUCGAUUGCGGUCGCGCUCAAGUGAUAGAUAGGGGCACGAUAGAUACUAUAUUUCUGGGGACGGUGAUACGGUCAGUGCUUGAGUGGCAAUCUUGGCGAGCAGUCGAGCCGAGAACAAAGUGCAUUGAUUGCCAGCAGGAAAGGUGGUGCAGAGGUGUUGCUCCCCGCCGUUGUUACCAUGGGGUUGCUGCGACGAAACAGUUUAAAUAUUCCGUUCGGCAAAUGGUUGUCGCCGGGAACGACGAGUGGCGGCACACCGGCGGCAACCGCGAUACCGACCGGUACGAGCCGGAACAAUUUUGGCAGCUCGGUGGCCAUCCAGAAGCUGCGCGAAAGCAAAUGGUUCGACGCCGGUGAGGAGCGUAUCUUUUGCGCCGUGAUCGAGAACGGAUUCAUUGUCGAGGUGCGCCACUCAGAAACCGGUGACAACUGGUUUGGUGUAGUGACAAUCGAGCUGAAGAAAUCAAUUCCGAAACCUACGGCCGAGAAUGUAAAAAUCUACUCCGUUCGCAUGAAGGGAAAUGAGAAGAAACCGAUGAAGGUGUACUGCGUGACGUUGAGUCAUCUGUGGCAGCAGGGAUACCAGUUGCGAAUCAACAAUAUUGCCGACCGCACAAAGAAAGCCCACCCGGAGCAGGACAUAUUGGCUCAAAUUAAGUACGCCUCCAAAUGCCAGAUGGUUUUCCACAAUAGUCAACAUUUCUGUGAAUUUUGUCGAUACGGAGACAGACCGCAGGACAGCCGAAAGCGACAAGUAAGUGCGUUACUGAAACGCUUCGAGGACGCGUUGCAAGGAGCGCAGAACAGCUACUUCUGAGCUAUACGACAAGGAGCGCCUGGAGGAGCGAAGAUAUCGGAUUGCGCCAAGUGGGGUGGUGUGAAUAUAGGAGCCACUCUUAUAUUCUUGGAAAUGCAAAAGAAGUCCAAAUCUGCAUCACAUUGAACAAGUGCGGCGCAUUCUCCACCAUAUCGUGGCAACUCCUGAACUGGUCCGUAGCUUUAAGCAUUUCAGAAAACGUAGUAUCUGCGGCGAAACGCAAUUGUGAAUGUGAUUUCUUCAAAAUCGUUAUCUAUGGAUAGUUAAGGUGAUAAGAAAUAAGACAAGAAGACAUAUGAUUUCAGAAUAGCUUUAAGUCUCGUUGCACGCGAUGCUGCGCAAAGUACAUUCACAAUGUGAAUUGUUUUUAUAUAAAACGGAAAUGUAACACCAAAUCAUUAUCUAAAGCCAUGAAAAGAUGGACUUUUAUAAGGUGUAAAAUAUUAGGCGUAUCAGCUUAUACUUUCGUUUACACGGAAAAUGGUACAUAAUUUUCCAUUCAGUAAAAAUAAAUUAUUUUGAAGCACA
Molecule: messenger RNA, 1495 nt
Organism: Anopheles darlingi
Lineage: Eukaryota; Metazoa; Arthropoda; Insecta; Diptera; Culicidae
Exons: 4
Coding region: 329-967 (212 amino acids)
Source: RefSeq, a predicted model, not a curated record